Symbiodinium natans is the source of this 1089-nucleotide messenger RNA. The record is from the annotation of a GenBank genome assembly. NCBI's taxonomy places the organism in Eukaryota, Dinophyceae, Suessiales, Symbiodiniaceae.
AUGAGAUGCUGCUGUGUUUUUGGUUUGGCUGCGGCGUGGUUCUGCCUUCGCGAUGUUUCGGGUGAAGACUUCCAGGCUGACUUGUCUGAUCUUUCGGCAGUGCGGCUGCUGCACAUCACCGACAGCCACAUCUCUUUGAGUGAUGAGGUGCCGCCUCGCUCGUCGCGCAUGUUUGGCGCGUAUGCGAGGAGCAGGAACCGUGACACCAAGUCACCCACGACCCCGCAACAAGAGUUUUCGCGAUUGGUCGGCUUGGCUCAAGACCUACAUGUCGACCUCGUGGUUCUAGGCGGCGACAUUUUCAACUUCCCGUCCAAUCAGACAGUCACGUGGGUGCUUGAGCAGCUGCGAACUGCAGGCAAGAGCUUCGUUUUCACGUCGGGAAAUCACGACUGGAUGUUGGAAGGCCAACAAGGAGCUUCCAGGUAUGAUGCCGCCCGAAUAUCGGAGCUGGAAUCAACAUUCAGGCCACUGUAUGAGCAAAGCCUUUCAAACGGAGGGUCAUGCUAUAUGUCUUUGGGCCAUUGGAAUCGACCUGGCAUCGGCAUCCUGUAUGGUUGCACAGUGAUCAAGGGGCUUUUGCUGCUGUUCAUCGACAACUCCAAUUACCAGGUGGAUGCUGACCAGCUGGAAUUCGCACGUGUGCAGCUCGAAAGCGUGAGCAAAGAUACUCCCAUUGUGAUUUUGCUGCACAUCCCUUUAAUGCUCCCUGGGGUCACGCUUCCUGCCAAAGAACUUUGUGGCCACGCACAAUGGGGCGCUGCGACUGAUACGUUGUGGCAGCUCGAGGGCCGACCAAGAUGGCCGGCCGGCAACUUGCAAAGCACACUGGACUUCAGGGACCUACUGCAGGCGAAGGCCGCUCCCAACGGCCCGGUGGUGGCGGUGCUCUCAGGGCACACUCACGAGGAUGCCUCCGUUCUGCUUCGCCCACCGGCAGAGACCGCUGAGACCUGUGAACCAUGGGGUCGGUCCUGGACGGUGCGCUCGGAGGGCGGGCGCGAGAAGCUGAAGGAGGGUGGUGGGGCGCUCCAGUACACGACCAGCAGUGCCACGGAAGGGGCCUACCGGGUCCUCACCAUUUACUGA